Molecule: messenger RNA, 738 nt
Organism: Erythranthe guttata (spotted monkey flower)
Lineage: Eukaryota; Viridiplantae; Streptophyta; Magnoliopsida; Lamiales; Phrymaceae
Source: RefSeq, a predicted model, not a curated record
AUGAAGUUGAACAAGAACAUGAGACUUGAGUUGUCCUCCUCUUCCGCCAAUGCAGAUGAAAUAAGAGAAUUUGCGAAAUGGAUAUUAAGAAUCGGCAAUGGCGAUGGUGGCGAGGUAAAUGACGGUGAUGCCACAUUUGAAUUUCCCGAUGACAUGCUGAUUCGGAAUUCUUCAGAUCCCUUUUUGGAUCUUAUAGAAUUUGUCUAUCCCGAUCUGGUGACCAACCUUUUCACUCUCGAGUAUUUCGAAGGCAGAGCAAUUCUUGCACCCACUAAUGAAAUUGUCGGUUUUGUGAACGAUCAUUUUUUGUCGAUCAUAACUGGAGAGGAGAAGGUCUAUUUCAGCUCCGAUAGUAUGUGCAAGGAGGAGUUAUUGUCGGAUGUCAACGCAUAUAUAUACUCACCGGAGUUCCUAUCCGGUAAACAUAUUGGUGAUAUGGUGUUCAUUCCUAGAAUGACUUUGGUACCGUCCAACUCUACAUUGCCUAUUAAAUUCCUCCAACGUCAGUUUCCGCUGAUUGUAUCAUUCGCAAUGACAAUCAAUAAAAGUCUAGGACAGACUCUUUCUCACGUGGGUCUGUAUUUGCCGAGACCUGUUUUCAGUCACAGGCAACUCUAUGUCGCACUCUCGAGAGUUAAGAGUCGAAGUGGCAUAACGAUUUUAUUUGACUCGAAAUCUGGUGAUAGGACCAAUGUUACAAAUAAUGUUGUAUACAAGAAAGUUUUUCAGCGUAUAUGA